AUGCCUACCACCCCAGAGCCUACUACAGCCCCAGAAGCUGCCCCAGAAGGUGCCCGAGAAGCUGCUUCUGGAGGAGAAUCGAAGCCCUAUUCUACACGUCUUAAUAGGGAUGACCGUAUUCGCAUAUUAACACUACGAGAAGCUGGUUUUACCUAUCUACAAAUCGCUUCACAGCUUCAUAUUACUCAUGACCAAGUUCAAUAUACGUGUCAAAGCCAACAAGCUACACCUAAAAAGGCUCGAGGCAGGACUCCAAAGCUCUCGGAAGAAGAUGUUGACCGGGUUAUUGAUUGGAUAAGCUCUUCAAAACGUACGCGCCGUAUGCCUUAUUAUAAGGUAAUACGUGAGCUUGAUCUUCCUAUUGGAGCUACCGCAUUGGCUCGAGCACUUAAAAGAGAGGAUAUACGCGUUGCAAAGCCCUACGAAAGCCUCCUCUAUCAGAUGAGCAUAAACGUGCUUCCAUAA
Molecule: messenger RNA, 465 nt
Organism: Talaromyces marneffei
Lineage: Eukaryota; Fungi; Ascomycota; Eurotiomycetes; Eurotiales; Trichocomaceae
Exons: 2
Coding region: 1-465 (154 amino acids)
Source: RefSeq, a predicted model, not a curated record